Messenger RNA from Talaromyces proteolyticus, 439 nucleotides. RefSeq lists its product as uncharacterized. Bases 94 to 402 code for a protein of 102 amino acids. The transcript has a single exon. Lineage: Eukaryota; Fungi; Ascomycota; Eurotiomycetes; Eurotiales; Trichocomaceae. The record is from RefSeq and is a predicted model, not a curated record.
GGAAUUUCCAUUAUGCAAUAAUUAAUUUGAAAAGAGCGUAGUCGCGCAGUCAGCCAGUCAGAGCGUCAGCUGGCAAUCAAGGACCAGUUCUGAAUGGCAUCAGCAGCCCGGGGAUUGGUGCGAAGUGAGAUCGUAGGCAGUUGGAGAAACACAUUGUGUUGGCCGGUUGCUAUUGCCAAGGUGGAACAUCCAUGCGAGUUGGAUGCAACCGUCGAGAUGAGCUCCAUACUGCAUGAUCCCGAUGGAAUCGAUCUGCAGUGGGACAUACCCAGUGUGUGUGUGGUGUGUAACACGGUGGCCCUGGAUCGACAAGACUGCCGCCUGAAAAUAGACGUAUCAGCAUUGAUUGUCUUUACCAAAGAAAUACUAUUAGUGAAGGAGAACCGUAGGUGCUCCGACUGACUUCUAGAAGCCGAGGAAGACAAGUUCAAAUGCCAAG